AUGGAGGCAGCCCCGGGCCCGGGAAGGCUCCGCCGGGAGCCGCUGCCGCCCGCGGCUCCGCACAUGGGCUGCGGCGCGUCGCCCCGGAGCGGGCGGGCCGGCCUGCCACCGCCGCGCCUGGCGCCCUGCCUGGCACCCGGCCGCCCGCCGCCGCCCGCCCGCCGCCGUCGCUGCCGCCCGCUGGCCCCGGGCCGUCCCGCCCGGCUCUUUGCCGGGAAUAACGGAGAAAAAGCCCGUUUAUCCUCACCUCCGGCCACCGCUUCAAGAUGGCGACGAUGGAGCCCCUGUCACGUGUGCCGCGGGCUCGGGUCAGGUGACCAGCGGGGGGGCGCCGCCGCCGCGUCAGCGCCGCCUCCCGUUGCCAUGGAGACGGGCAGUGACGCUGCCGGGGCGCGGCGGGGCCGGGGCGGCCCGGGCACAGUGCCGGCCUGUGCGGCACUGGGGAAUGGCACAGCCCUGGUGUGGCCCAGAGCCGCUCAGGAUGGUCCCAUGCAGCUGGGACUUCAGUCAGAGUCUCCAGGUGCUCCCCCUGCAGCUCCACUAUUUAUGGGAUCCGGCUCCUGUCAGACCAGAACCCCUCAAUAUUCCCAUAUCCAGGGCCAAGCCUGGCAGCACGAUGCACUGCAAAGAUUGUAG
Molecule: messenger RNA, 636 nt
Organism: Corvus hawaiiensis (hawaiian crow)
Lineage: Eukaryota; Metazoa; Chordata; Aves; Passeriformes; Corvidae
Product: bcl-2-binding component 3, isoforms 3/4-like
Exons: 1
Coding region: 1-636 (211 amino acids)
Source: RefSeq, a predicted model, not a curated record